AUGAUUGGAAUGCUAGCUAUCACCGCUAUUCCGACGGUGACAGGUAUAUCCCUCGCUUCCAGCGAGCAGCGCAAAGCAAACCAGCGCAAAGAAGAUGCCCGCCGCAUGGUGAAGUUCAAUAUCGUAGCAGAAUGCGACGGGGACACAGAUGACGACCGCGAGUUAAAUGGGAUGAAUGUUGUUGUUAGGAAUGAAAAGGUCUACCUCGCCGACUCAGAUCCCUCUAAGCGCAAUCCCCCAGCCUUCACGGCCUUGGCUUUCUAUAUCGAAUAUCCAGAGCCAGAAGAAUUGAAAUACCUCAAGCGGGAACGCGGCCUCGGCCUCCCAACCUACGUUCAAGACGACCCACCUCUGCUAAAUUGGAUCUAUGCGGAUGUAGAAACGCAUGAAUUGCGAUAUGGCAAUCGAUCGCAGAGCGUAGAGCAGGUGGUCGAGCCGUGGGACUGGUGUAAACAGGAAAGAAUCAUUUCGCUUGAGGGGAGGAAUAAGGCGUUUAUUGCGGUUGAGGAAGAGGAGGGUGAAUGGGCGCUUUAUUUUGAUCGUGAUGGUGAUGAGCUUGCUCGCGUCCUUGAAGAGCAAGAUAUGUUGGAUUGUGCUUUUGUGCCAGUUACGCUAGUGAGGAGAGUUGUGCAAGAGAAACCGCCGCCUCCUGCUCAAGCUGCUCCUCAGGCUCAGAGUCAGGCCCAGAGGCCGACAGCGGAUGGGGGAGCGGGACAGAAGUCAUGA
Molecule: messenger RNA, 726 nt
Organism: Penicillium paradoxum
Lineage: Eukaryota; Fungi; Ascomycota; Eurotiomycetes; Eurotiales; Aspergillaceae
Exons: 2
Coding region: 1-726 (241 amino acids)
Source: RefSeq, a predicted model, not a curated record